Molecule: messenger RNA, 2346 nt
Organism: Penicillium macrosclerotiorum
Lineage: Eukaryota; Fungi; Ascomycota; Eurotiomycetes; Eurotiales; Aspergillaceae
Product: FAD-NAD(P)-binding-domain-containing protein
Exons: 1
Coding region: 1-2346 (781 amino acids)
Biological process (GO): biosynthetic process
Source: RefSeq, a predicted model, not a curated record
AUGGUUCAAAUACUACCUCAAACAAUUGCCUCCUCAUCAUCCUCAACGCCCGACAUUGUCGUGGUUGGAGGAGGCGCCAGUGGACUGGCAGUACUUCUUCAAUUGAUUGAAAGAGCAAAGAAUGGAAAGCAACUUGGAAAAAUUGCUGUGUUGGAGAAGAACAAAACUCCUGGCCCGGGUUUGGCAUAUUCCAACGCCUGUGUGGGCACUAUAUUGAACAUGCACACCGAUACAAUGGGCUUAUACUUUGACCAGCCACAACAUUUUACUAAGUGGCGUAAAAACCUGGAUGAGGGUGAUUUUCCAUCUCGUGAACAUUAUGGAGAAUAUCUCCAGUACACUUGGUCCGAAGCAACUCAAGAGGCCAAACAGGCUGGCUUGGAUCUUUCCGUCAUACAUCAAGAGGCCCAUCAUAUUGAUCAAUCAAGCGAUGGAACGUUUGUUUUGACUCUUGACAAUGACACAAGAAUCUUAUCCCAAGCCGUUGUUCUGGCACUAGGGAAUUUCACAGCUGUUUGCAACCCGCAGCUCAUCAACCUCCCUGGAUUCCUUCCGAGUCCAUGGCCUCUGCCUCAACUGAAGUCAAUUCCUCCUGAUGCUACAAUUAUUGUAGUUGGCUCUCGUUUAUCCGCAGUUGACACUGUCACGUAUCUUGUGGACAACGGUCAUCGAGGUACCAUCACCCUCAUGUCUCGCAGUGGCCGUCUACCUAAGGUUCAAGGAGACCAAGCUCCCUAUUCACGUCGUUAUGUAUUGCACGAACUUGCCAGACAAAUAGAAGCAAAUCCAGAAGAGGGCCUUUUGCAAGUGAUGAGCGGUGUGGUAGAGGAGUUGUCGGAAGCAACAAACGGAGACUGGAGCUGGAUUGUCGAUGACGAAUCGCCAGUGAAGCAGCUGCAGCAGGAUAUCCAAGCAGCACAAGCUGGUCGGGUUGAAUGGCAGGCAGUUCUCCGCGCUACAGCCCCGGUGAUUGAGAGAUAUUGGAACUGCAUGUCCCCAAGAAGUCAGCAGCUUUUUAUGACAAAGUAUCACAGCACUUGGAUGAGGUUCCGACAUGCGAUGCCAGUGCAGAACGCCCAGAAAAUUAUGAAAUUAUUAGAAAGCUCACAGCUUCGGGUGGUUCAAGGAAGUUUAAUCGAAUGGGAUGGCAUUUUCAAAGCGCAGACCUCCUCUGGUAUCGUCGAGGCCUCAUAUGUGAUUGAAGCGACUGGUCAAGAGUGUCACCUUGACCGCAUCCAUUCACCAUUGAUCCAGUCUACACUCAAAAACAAUCUUGCAACAGCUCACCCCAAUGGUGGAUUAGCUGUCGAUUUUGAUUCCUUGGCUGCAUCACCCGGAUUAUAUGCCAUUGGAUCGCUAACACGUGGCACACAUUUCUAUGUAAGUGCGAUCGACCGGAUCGCAGCCCACGCUUCUCGGAUUGCCUACGCCUUGACAAAAGAGCCCUAUGCUCGGCCAUUGCAUGUGGCAAUAUUCUGUGGAUCGGAUCUUUUCUCCCACCUUAUGAUCAGCAAACUGGUUCCCCAACUCCUCGCUGCCGGGCAUAUGCCUUUCAUCUACCUACCAAAACAUAGGGCUAGCCGCAGCGCAACUCCCUUUGACCUUCGGGAAUUGGCAUUCUUUGAACGAGAACUGCUACAGCACCAUAUCCUUCCUUACUUUAAAGAUAAACCUUUUCGAGGUGCCACCCAUAAAACAGUGUAUCAAUUACGAGACACAUAUGGGAUUCUCGUUGAAGAGGUACCGGAUGUUAACAAAAUGUCUUUCAUCAAGACCCUCGCCAAGCACCAUAUCAACGUGGGCCUCUCGUUGCGAUGCUAUCAACGAUUUAAGACAGAUAUUAUCCGGUAUUUUUCUCAGCCUCGGCGCCUACUCAACCUCCAUCCUGGGACGCUUCCUGCUUACCGCGGAGUAAUGACCACGGUCCGAGCCAUGAAGAACAAAGAAACCCACUUUGGUUAUUCGCUUCACGAUAUUGAUGAAAAUUGGGAUUCCGGAGACGUGAUAGAUAUUCGAGAGCACCCUAUUGAUUACUCCAAAUCAAUGCUGGCAUUUAUGGAAGAUGUGUACAGUAUGGGGGUUGGAGUGGCAGUGGACGCGAUUGACAAAAUUGCAAGAGGCAAGCAAUUACCCAAAACACCACAGAAUGCAGAGGCAAGCGGAUACUACACCUUCCCGACCAAGGAGGAGUUGCAUGAUAUUAACCAAAGUGGAAUUCGCCUUGUCGAUGCUGAAAGCAUUGUCAGCAUUAUUGUCAAGUCUUUCGCGCCGGAGAAGGACCAGAAUGAAUUUCGCGCAUAUAUUGAAACUGUUGUGAACGAUUGGUAUCGUCAAAACUCGGUCUGA